AUGUUCCUCCUAUUUGGAGAGGAAGGGUGUUAGUUUUCGAAGUGAAAUCUCAACAGUUGAUUUACUUUUGGGCCUCAUAACGCGUUGGUCUAGUUUAUCACGCACUUCACGUCGAGUUACUGAUAUCUAAAACAAAAGAAAAAGCUAUAAAGUGCCACCAUCAAGCCCGUCUCUGUGCAAUGCCACAGUUGUCACAUUGGAGCCCAGAUGAGGAAUAACCAAACCGGUAGGCUAUAGCUUGCACUUCUACUAGUGGCAAUCCCCAUCUCAAAGGCACAAUAUCAAUAUAGACACUGAUUUGUGUGUGUUGUUUUUCUGUGUCAAACUGUACGCCUACUCACUGAAAGACCGUUUGCACUACCCAGCUCUGACAGAAGCGGAAGAAGACUGAGAUACGGGAUAGUGGAUUUCCCCGCUAGUGUAGUGUAGUGUGAUUGUGUGUGUUGGUGAGCUGAGGAGACGAGCGCUCACUGAGACAAUCUCCUGCCGUCUGGCUGUCAUGUAGGCUACCUAACCGCCUGACUGCCCUCAGCAUCCGGUUUCGUGGAACAGAAGAAGUGGUCAACGGAUCAUGUCUCCACUGUUUCCUUGGUAACUAAGAUUCACUUCCGUGUCCAGAAGCUCGUCCACUGAUGUUCAUCUCCCACACCUGGCAGAGAGACCACCACUCACUACUACUACAAUACCCAUAUUUCCUGUCUACACAAAGUAAGGACUUAGGUGUUAAGCCCUUAGGUGACUUGGACUUCCUUGUUUUACUAUUUAACUAUUUUCGCACUACUAGCCAGUUCUUAGUUUACAACUGUCACGCACAGUGAUCUUAGAGAGAGAGUAGAGGCACUUAGACAGUUAGCGAGUAAAGAGAGAAAAACAAACAAAAACAACGACAAAAUGGCCAACAACACGGCGGACCACCCUCCGGGGAAUUCGGUUGUCGCUGAUGGUAACCAGGAGGGGGACUUUGGCAUUACGGUGAUGGACCUCCGAGAGCUGAUGGAGCUGAGGAGUGGAGAGGCCGUCACCAAGAUAGCCGACUCCUACGGAGACGUGCAGGGGCUCUGCCGCAGGCUCAAGACAUCUCCCAUCGAGGGUCUGUCUGGUAACCCAGUGGAUCUGGAGAAGCGCCACACGGCAUUUGGGAAGAACUUCAUCCCUCCUAAACAGCCUAAGUCCUUCUUGGCGCUGGUGUGGGAGGCUCUACAGGAUGUUACUCUCAUCAUCCUGGAGAUUGCUGCCGUCAUCUCCCUGGGCCUGUCAUUCUACCACCCCCCUGGGGGAGAUAGCGAGCUGUGUGGUGAGACAGCGCCGGGAGUGGAGGAUGAGGGGGAGGCGCAGGCGGGCUGGAUUGAGGGCGCCGCCAUCUUGUUCUCCGUGGCAAUCGUUGUCUUGGUGACAGCGUUUAAUGACUGGAGCAAGGAGAAGCAGUUCCGUGGGCUGCAGAACCGCAUCGAGCAGGAGCAGAAGUUCACCGUCAUCCGCAAGGGCCAGGUCAUCCAAAUCCCCGUGUCUGAACUGGUGACAGGAGACAUCGCCCAGAUCAAAUAUGGUGACCUGCUGCCAGCUGAUGGUAUCCUGAUCCAGGGCAAUGACCUGAAGAUCGAUGAGAGCUCUCUGACCGGCGAAUCAGACCAAGUCAGGAAGUCACUGGAGAAGGACCCCAUGCUGCUGUCCGGCACCCAUGUGAUGGAGGGAUCAGGCAGAAUGGUGGUGUCUGCGGUGGGUCUCAACUCCCAGACUGGAAUCAUCUUCACUCUGCUUGGGGCUGGAGACAGUGACGAGGAAAAGAAGAUCAAGAAAGGUAAAAAACAAGGACCCCCCGAAAAUCGCAACAAAGCUAAGACCCAGGAUGGCAUUGCCCUGGAGAUCCAGCCCCUGAAGAGUAACGAGGCGGCUGAGUCUGAGGAGAAGGAGCCUGAGGUGGAGGUGAAACGGGUGAAGAAGGUUCAGGUCAACAAGAAGGAGAAGUCUGUGCUGCAGGGCAAACUCACCAAACUGGCCGUACAGAUCGGGAAGGCAGGUCUGAUCAUGUCAGCUGUGACGGUGAUCAUUCUCAUCCUGUUCUUCGUGAUUGACACAUUCGGGGUGCAGGGUCGCCCAUGGCUGAAGGAGUGUACCCCCAUCUACAUCCAGUACUUUGUCAAGUUCUUCAUCAUCGGAGUCACUGUCCUGGUGGUGGCUGUGCCUGAGGGGCUGCCCCUAGCCGUCACUAUCUCCCUGGCCUACUCUGUCAAGAAAAUGAUGAAAGACAACAACCUAGUGCGUCACCUGGAUGCGUGUGAGACCAUGGGGAACGCUACGACCAUCUGCUCCGACAAGACAGGCACCCUCACCAUGAACCGUAUGACCGUGGUGCAGGCCUACUUGGGAGACACACACUACAAAAAAGUACCGGAACCUGACGUCAUCAAACCAUCCACACUUGAAGUCAUGGUCAACAGCAUCGCCAUCAACUCAGCCUAUACUACUAAGAUCCUGUCCCCAGAGAAGGAGGGAGGUCUGCCCCGCCACGUCGGCAACAAGACCGAGUGCUCCCUAUUGGGCUUCGUGCUGGCGCUGAAGAGAGACUACCAGCCAAUCAGGGACGAGAUUCCUGAGGAGAAUCUGUACAAGGUGUACACCUUCAACUCGUCCCGUAAGAGCAUGAGCACGGUGUUGAAGAACACAGACGGUAGCGGCUUCCGCAUGUACAGCAAGGGAGCGUCUGAGAUCGUCCUACGCAAAUGUUCACAUAUCCUGAACAUGAACGGGGAGCCACGUAUCUUCAAGCCUAAGGACCGUGAUGAGAUGGUGAAGAACGUGAUUGAGCCCAUGGCCUGUGACGGUCUGAGGACAAUCUGUGUGGCCUACAGGGACUUCCCUGCCGAGGCAGGAGAACCAGACUGGGACAAUGAGGCCGACAUCCUCGACGAGCUCACCUGCAUCUGUGUGGUCGGCAUCGAGGACCCCGUCAGACCUGAGGUACCUAAUGCCAUCCUCAAGUGCCAGAGGGCCGGCAUCACCGUGCGCAUGGUUACCGGGGACAACAUCAACACUGCCCGUGCCAUAGCAACCAAGUGUGGCAUCCUGUUGCCGGGCGAGGACUUCCUGUGUCUGGAGGGCAAAGAGUUCAACCAGCUGAUCCGUAACGACCAGGGAGAGGUGGAGCAAGAGCGUCUGGACAAGGUGUGGCCCAAGCUGCGUGUGCUGGCUCGCUCCUCUCCCACUGACAAACACACUCUUGUCAAAGGUAUCAUGGACAGCACCGUCCUCGAGACACGACAGGUGGUGGCUGUGACGGGCGACGGAACUAACGAUGGCCCCGCCCUAAAGAAGGCUGAUGUCGGAUUCGCUAUGGGUAUUGCCGGUACUGAUGUGGCUAAGGAAGCAUCUGACAUCAUUCUGACUGACGAUAACUUCACCAGCAUCGUCAAGGCUGUGAUGUGGGGCCGCAACGUCUACGACAGCAUCUCCAAGUUCCUCCAGUUCCAGCUCACUGUCAACGUGGUGGCCGUCAUCGUUGCCUUCACUGGCGCCUGCAUCACACAGGACUCUCCUCUGAAAGCGGUGCAGAUGUUGUGGGUUAACCUGAUCAUGGACACCCUGGCAUCCCUGGCUCUGGCCACCGAGCCCCCCACUGAGUCCCUGUUGCUGAGGAAGCCGUACGGCCGCAACAAGCCCCUGAUCUCCCGCACCAUGAUGAAGAACAUCCUGGGUCACGCCGUCUACCAGCUCACCAUCAUCUUCACCCUGCUGUUCGCUGGAGAGAACUUCUUUAACAUUGACAGCGGGCGUAACGCGCCUCUUCACUCGCCACCGUCAGAGCACUACACCAUCGUGUUCAACGUGUUCGUCAUGAUGCAGCUGUUCAACGAGAUCAAUGCCAGGAAGAUCCACGGAGAGAGGAACGUCUUCGAGGCCAUCUACCGUAACCCCAUCUUCUGUAGCGUGGUCAUGGGAACCUUCAUCCUGCAGAUUGUCAUUGUCCAGUUUGGAGGAAAGCCCUUCUCCUGCACGGCUCUGAGCAUCGACCAGUGGCUCUGGUGUGUCUUCAUCGGAGUGGGAGAGCUGCUCUGGGGACAGCUGAUCACAGCUAUCCCCACACACCGCCUGAAGUUCCUAAAGGAGGCUGGCCACGGCACCCAUAAGGAGGAUGUCCCUGAAAACGAGAUGAACGAGGGGGAUGAUGAGAUCGACCAUGCUGAGAUGGAGCUCCGUAGGGGACAGGUCCUCUGGUUCAGGGGCCUCAACCGCAUCCAGACUCAGAUGGACGUGGUCUAUACAUUCCAGACGGGUCAGGCUCCGGUCCCGGGGGCAUUGAGACGCCAGCCCUCUGUGGUCAGCCAGCACAACGACGCCAAAACUGUCUCUAGCCCCACCCACAUUAAGGUGGUCAAUGCGUUCCGUAGCUCCCUUUACCCGGGGCUAGAGAACCCAGAAUCCAGAAACUCCAUCCAUAACUUCAUGGCCCACCCUGAGUUUGUCCCCCUGUCUGAGGAGGAGGCGCAGAUCCCUGAGAGAGAGGAGUCCAGCAGCGAUGAGGUGGUAAUGGAGAUCCAGCCCAUCCCCAGCUCCUCGACUGGGGGGGCAGAAGCUCCAGACGUCAGCCACGAGACCUCCUGCUGACCACCACCUCCUCUCUCUUCUCCUCCGCUCUGAUCUGUCCAUCCACCCCUGUCGGCCAGCUGGCUUCCCCCCUGCAGUUCCUCUCCUCCACCAGCGGUGCGCCCCUUAGAUCCUCAGACUCAUCCCACAGAGGGUGCACCCAGAGGGGGCAAGGGGUCCCGGUCCCAGCGCCUCCCCCUCUUCACCACCUGUUCCCUCCACUUCCUGAACCCUACACCCACCUCUCACCUGACCACCCCACCUUGCCAUUCCCAUCGGCUUGCACUGACUGUGUCGCGUGUGCCCUUUAAGUCUGUGCAGAAGAGUGACAUGCAGAGCAUCCAAUCACAUUGUGCCCCUAACUCAUGGGUGGGAGGGACCAUUUGGGGUCCACCAAUCUGCUCCGUCGAAGGCCGUUUUUUUUUAUUGUUUUUUUGUUUUCUUACCUCAGAGUAGCCCAGAACUGAAAUGCAACAUGUUUAUCCUUCUGUACUAGCUUAUUAUACUCUGCAUACACUAACUGGCACAGAACUUUAAGAAUACACCCAUGUGUACAUUAAUAUUGUAUUUACAUAUAGUGGGCUCCAAAAUUACUGGCACCCCUGACUGGCAAUGCACAAACAAUACUUAAAAAAUACAAACAAUAUAAUUAUAGAGAAACUCAAAAUACCAACGUGAGAAAUACUGUACUAUAUUAAUGUUCCAAUGGAACCCACCAAAAUAAUGUAUUAAUUUAAUUAAAAAUCAAUGUCCUCCAAAUCAAGGUUUCACAAUUAAUGGCACCCUUAAAGAUUAUUGUAAAUAACAUCUACCAAAAUUAAACCAGGAAUUAAAUUUCAAUUAUUUAAGUUUAUCUAAGUCUUAAGGAACUAUAUUGAGCCAUUUCACUAGGGUAUAAAAAUGAGGUAACAUGCAUGCAAUAUCCCUUUGUCAUCCAACAUCAUGAAGAAAACAAAAGAACUGGCA
Molecule: messenger RNA, 5547 nt
Organism: Coregonus clupeaformis (lake whitefish)
Lineage: Eukaryota; Metazoa; Chordata; Actinopteri; Salmoniformes; Salmonidae
Product: plasma membrane calcium-transporting ATPase 1
Exons: 23
Coding region: 892-4602 (1236 amino acids)
Biological process (GO): regulation of cytosolic calcium ion concentration; calcium ion transmembrane transport
Cellular component (GO): intracellular membrane-bounded organelle; membrane
Molecular function (GO): ATP hydrolysis activity; PDZ domain binding; ATP binding
Source: RefSeq, a predicted model, not a curated record